This is a messenger RNA of Dictyostelium purpureum, 1182 nucleotides long. RefSeq lists its product as uncharacterized. Lineage: Eukaryota; Evosea; Eumycetozoa; Dictyosteliales; Dictyosteliaceae. The transcript is spliced from 5 exons. The record is from RefSeq and is a predicted model, not a curated record. Bases 1 to 1182 code for a protein of 393 amino acids.
AUGGAUUAUUUAUAUUAUUUUUGUGUUAUUGUCAUUGGGGUUUCACUUUUAUAUAUUAUUCAACAUUUAUAUAACAACACCAACAAUACCAAUACCAACGCCAACAAUAACGCCUACGCCAACUCCAACGCCAACGUCAAUGCUGAUACCAACGCCAACGCCAACGCUAACACCAACGCCAACUCCAACGCUAAUGCCAAUGCUGAUGCCAACGCCAACGCCAACGCCAACGCCAACGCCAACGCCAACGCCAACGCCAACGCCAACGCCAACGCCAACGCCAACGCCAACGCCAACACCAAUGCCAAUUCCAAUGCUGACACCAACACCAACACCAACACCAACGCCUAUUCCAAUGCUGACUCCCCUGGUUAUAGACAAAAAAAUCAACAACAAAAAAAUCAACAACAACAACAACAAAUAGAACAAGAACCAGACCUAGAAAUAAUGCAAGAAAGUCUAAAAAUACAACAAGGUCUAAUACGACUAAAAAAUUUGAAACAAGGACUAGGAAUAAUGAAACUAGAACUACAACACCUAGAAAUACGAAAAAGAAAACUACAACUAGAACUACAAUUAGAACUACAACGACUACAACGACUACAACAAAAACAACAACAACAACAACGUGAUCUAGAACUAGUACAACUAGUCCGAAAAAUACAACAAAGACUAAAACAACUACAACUAUCACUACAACAACCAAAUCCACAACCAACACCAACUCCACAACCAACACCAACUCCACAACCAACACCACAAAACUCACCAUACCCAUGUACAUACCGUUAUGGAUUUAAUCUUUUUCAAUUUGCCAAGGGAACAAACAAACAGCAUUCAUUCGUUUUGGUCCUCAGCAUUAUCAUCAGCAGCAGCAUUCAUCAGCAGCAUUUAUAUGCAACAUUCAUCCUCAGCAUUCAUCUUGGUCCUCAUCAGCAUCCUCACCGGCAUUCAUCUUGGUCCUCAUCAUUAUCAGCAGCAUUCAUCAUCAGUAUUCGUCUUGGUACUCAGCAUUAUCAUCAUCAGCAUCCUCACCGGUAUUCGUCUUGGUCCUCGGCAUUAUCAUCUUGGUCCUCAGCAUUAUCAUCAUCAUUAAUAUUGAUUUAUUGGACCAUUGGUUUCAGAUUUAAAGAUAGAUACCUAAACUCAACAUCCAAGACAUCAAUUUUCUUUUCUUCAUAA